GCCGCCUUUGUGCUUCCUGCCACGGCUCCGGGGGGCGUGAGGGAGGGAAGGCCUGGCCGGCUGUAGCGGCUCCACCGCGGCCUUGGCUGCCACGUCAGUGCCGCCGCCCUGAGCCGAGGUGGCUGGCGGUGCCCGCGGCCGGCCCGGCAGGGGAGGCGGGCGGCGGUUGCUGCCGGGCCGCCUCCCGAGCUCCGCCAGGGAUGCAGGUGUCUGCAGAAUACUUUUAAAUGGAAAUAACUGAUUAGACAUCUUCACGAAGGGAUAUACGUGGGAGUGUGAAGAGGAACAUCCCUCGAGAUAACGCUGCAGGCUGGUGACCUGGGGAUUCCUGCAAAGUGGGACAUAAGAGCUUGGAUCUUGUUAGACAGAAGAGGCAUUGAACUGCAAUAAUGAAUCAAAUGGACAAAAAUCAACAGGAAGUCCCAUCAUACCUUCAUGAUGAACCACCAGAAGGUUCAAUGAAAGACCACCCACAGCAGCAGCCUGGCAUGCUUUCUCGGGUGACUGGUGGCCUCUUCAGUGUCACAAAGGGAGCUGUUGGUGCCACGAUUGGGGGUGUUGCUUGGAUUGGAGGGAAGAGCUUGGAAAUUACCAAAACAGCAGUCACAUCUGUGCCUUCAGUGGGCGUGGGGCUAGUCAAAGGAAGUGUUUCUGCAGUGGCUGGAGGUGUUACAGCUGUAGGAUCUGCUGUUGCAAAUAAAGUGCCUUUAACGGGAAAGAAAAAGGAUAAAUCUGACUAAAACCAAAACUGAGACAUACUUGAUUCUCUGCAACAUUACAUCAGUGGCAUUAAAAUCUUCUGAGAUUUGGACCAUGAGAAGCCAUGUGUCUUAGACACUUUAUCUUCUAAAGAGCUGUGCAAGUAACUCAGUUUCAUCUGGAAAGGACCGAAGAAGCUUGGCUAGCACAGAGUAUGAAGAUUUAUUAGAGCAUAGAUUGAAGCUUUUUAUCUGGUGAAAUGUUACACUUGAUAAGUAUAGAAGUGAGUAAGUAUAUCUGAAAGGGUAAUACAUAUCUGAAUAUUAAUUUACUGUAAGUCUUUUUGCCAUUUUGGACUAAAAAUGUGAACGUAGGAACUUGGUAGUCUCUGCUGUACCAUCGGUAUGAUGAGAUGCCAUUUACUAUUCUCAGUGGUUUCCACAUCUUCCUGCUAAGGAUCCUUCAGCUGCAUAGUAAUGGCAAUGUACCCAAAUAGUUUUGGUUAUAAAACUGUACUUAGAGGCAAGCUGUAAACUAUUGGUGACUGCAGCCUGUGUGGAUUGGAGCAAAUAGAACAGGAGGCGUGUGGGAAUUGGAAAUGAGAGUUGGAUAUGGAAGUGAUGAAAUUUGACAACAUGGCAGAAGGGGGAUCAUAAAGAGUAAACUAACAAUGCCUUACUAGAAAAAAAAAUCUUUUUACUAGGGGAAGCUGUGUAAAGAACUGUCUUGGCAUCUUGGUACAGUUCACAGAAUGAACUUCAGAUGCUUUUUAUGAAUCCUGGUAUCUGAAACCUUGUCAGUUUUUACUGAAAACAAGAUUGCUCCAUCUCAGGUGUAUUUAAUGAUAUGCAUCUAUCUCCUGCAAGUGAAAACUUGCUUCUAAUAAACUUCUUAUAGACACUAGAAAAAAAUGUGGGCUUAAUGGAAACUGGGCCAAUGUUUGUGGUCAUACAGCAGCACAACUGUCUGACUGGAAAGAAAUUCCUUCAUGUAGUUGGAAACCACUGAAGUACUUCCCAAGCUGUUGUCUGAGCUCCAUGAUGUGCCAGGUUAGCUUCUUGCUCCAUUUAAGGAAAUGCAAGCAGUUUUUCACUACAUCUUUCUCUAAUACUUUGUAUUUGGUUUUUGAGUAAAAUGCAGUACUUUUGAUUAAAAGAAACCAAAAAAGUUAGCUGAGGCCUUAAAAAAAACCAACCAACCAAACAACAGAAACAUCAUGUAUGUGUCCAAGUGAAUUGUAAUACUGACAGAUUCCAAAUGUUGACGCAGUUCAGAUGGGAACACCUGUAGGUCCUCUGCAGUGCAUGAGGCAAAAUGCACUUCUAAGACACAGCUUGAGGUUGCCUUAAAAUAGAAGCUGUUGGCAAUCUUUGUGUACUGACUUUGCAAGUAAGUAACUUCUUUGGAAAACCAUAGAAGAAGGCUGUGAAUGUUGUGUAUGCAGUAUUUUCUAAAAGCUUGUGCUCCUACAGAGAACUUUCCAGCACAUGAGCUUACUUUUCCAGUGGCUGUGGUUGUACAGGAAAGAUAGAUAGGGAGACUUCUUAGAAAUUUAAAAAAUUAAAACAUAUCACUUGUCUAAAACUUAGUUCUAUAUUCAUGGGUGUUGAAAGCAUACUAUGUGUAAAUUAUGGUACAGUAGUUACCUUCAUCUCUCUGUGAGCCAUUGGUACUUCAACUUCACUCUGGAACAGCUUUAUUUGUUGUAAUUGUUAUAUAUGUUGGUAGCAUGGUAUUUGUGAGCACGGGUAUUUUGGAUGCUGGGGAGAGCAAAGAGCCAACAAAAGGAAUUACCUGCUGCUUUUGGUAGAUGUACCAACAACUUAGCUCUGUUCUGCUACAAGAAUGCAACGAGGUAAGUUUAUGCAACACAAGGAAUAUUUCAGUGGCUUUCUAUAGGGGGAUGCUAUUCACAUAGCAUACAAGGUAAUUUAAGAUUAUCAGUUAGCUCUAGAAACAAGGUAGGCUGGGUACCAGAGGAAAUCUACCUGCAGCAAAUAAUUUAGUGUUGUCUGCUCCCCUGCACAUCCCAGUGUUGACAUAUCCCCAGAGUGCUGCCACCCAACUCUACAAGUUGGUCUGGUGGGAGCAUAGUGAUAUUUGUGACACUCAACCAAAUCCUUCCUACUUACUUUCUGAAAACACAAAUGUUGUACUGGUCAUACCCCUUUUUUAUGACGUUGUCUUAUUUUUAUACUAUGAAACUUGCUACAAGAUAAGUGUGGUCUAAGAUAAGCAAUGUUAGAUCUUUAAAGAGCUGCCAACACUUCAUUAUGUUUUGUUCCUUACCCGUCCUGUAGUUUAUUCUGAGUCUUGUAACUGAAACAUUUCAACAUGGCAUAUGGUUUUGGUUUUAGUUUUUUAAAAGCGCUUUGUCUUAUAUCCUGCAUAUUUUCCAUUCACUUAUGAAAGUUGCUUCAUCUUAAACUUGUUCUGAUUCUGUCCUGACACUUGUGAAACAUUAAAUUCUUGCUGUUUCAUACAUUUGAGAGUUUUGUUAAUUUUUGGAGAGAUGCGUAGUUAGGUAUAAAUCUUCACACAGUACCAGGCCCCAAAGUGUCUUUUAUCUGCAUCUAAAUAGUACCAACCAGCUCUUAAGAAAAUUUAUAACUUCACUGUGUUGUUGGCUGUCCAUAGACACAAUCCCCUGUACUUACUUUUUUUUUUUUUUUUUUCCCUGG
Molecule: messenger RNA, 3380 nt
Organism: Calypte anna (Anna's hummingbird)
Lineage: Eukaryota; Metazoa; Chordata; Aves; Apodiformes; Trochilidae
Gene: TMEM263
Product: transmembrane protein 263
Exons: 5
Coding region: 390-740 (116 amino acids)
Source: RefSeq, a predicted model, not a curated record